Molecule: messenger RNA, 1107 nt
Organism: Amoebophrya sp. A25
Lineage: Eukaryota; Dinophyceae; Syndiniales; Amoebophryaceae
Source: the annotation of a GenBank genome assembly
UCUCUACCUCUUCCUUCAACAUCUCUACCUCUACGUCUUAUAUUAGCAGGUCUACUUCUUCGUAGUUCUUGUCCUCGCGCUCCUCGACCAGCGGCUCUAUUAAAUUGCUGGUGCCGCUCGUCUCCCCCUGGCGAAGACGGCCCAGGACUAGUCACCUCUUAAGAGACCACAUUUUCUGGCCCUGCUUCGGCAGGUGGAAGUUUUUUCACUUGGGGUUGAGUAAUCAACAAAAUUGGGCAAUCUUCAACAACUUCAAGAAUCAAAUUCGUGUAGGCUGAAAUUUGAAUUGAAACAAGAUGUAUUUUUAAACAUAUUUUGGGACAAGUCCUAUGAGGACUAUGUGACUUUUCUCUCAUGUGCGAUAUAUAUGGUCAGAAUCUGGCAGCGAGAGUUGUCACGUGAUUCGCAAAUGAAUGAAUGAAUGAAUGCAUAAUCUACUGCACAACAACUACCAUAUGAAAGAUAUAAGAACUUUUUUUCUCGUUUUUUUUUUGAAAUAGAAAAAUGUCGAGGUCUACUUUCCCACAGUUGUACUGCAGGACCACUUCGGUCUUGCUCCUGUGCAAGUACUUGAGCAUCUGCUCGACGCUCGUUGCUUUGAAACCCGUCGCACCACCAGCAAGUUUCCAUCUUCAAGACUGGCUUGGGCGUUUGAAAGUUAAUGUGCCACCAGACGCUCAGAUGAUGGGUCUAGGAACUACUGCUCAAGGUGGUACGUGCGAUAACUUUCGCGUUCCUUCUUUUAGUAUUAUUCCGAGUUAUGACGCGAAAAAUCGGACGUCGUAUGGACUUGCGUUGGCAGUGUCUGGUGUGGAAGCCGGAUGUCAGAUACCUUUGAAGCGUGGUGGCGAGGGUGGUGCGAAGCUUUCGUCUUCUUUGUCUUCCGUGGAGGCCUUCACCAUGCAUCUCAGUGUCAAAAGUGGGAGAGUAUCUCUGGAUGUCCGUGUGGAAAACGCAGAGCCUUUUCCUGGUGCAGGAAAAUUAUUUCCGCAUUCGGUGGCAGUGACGGCUUGCAAUUUUGUGCCCAACAUAGAAAAGCUGUGGUUUACUGGGGAGAAUGCGACGUUGGUGGAGGAGUUGAACAAAGUGGAAGCCCCGAUGCUAUGA